Molecule: messenger RNA, 441 nt
Organism: Rasamsonia emersonii CBS 393.64
Lineage: Eukaryota; Fungi; Ascomycota; Eurotiomycetes; Eurotiales; Trichocomaceae
Exons: 1
Source: RefSeq, a predicted model, not a curated record
GUAUACUUAAAGAAAUUAAGGCUUUUAACUACUAAAAGAUUAAUUAAAAAAAACUCUCGCGCUCCCAACACGCCCCCCCAAUUUGGGGGUAUUCGAACCCGAUUUCGACACCAAUUUGCUCCGCUCAUCAAGCUCUACAACAUACUCAAUUUUUAUACCAAACUACCCCUCCCUUGUUGGUUGGGAAGACCCAUAUCCCUCUACAAGCCGGCAAAGAAAAUUUUUGUUUUCCCUCCCCCUACGGGAGCGCAGUCAAACCACCUGCGCAAGGGGUGGGAGCUGCGCCGCAGAUCCUACCAGCCCCCACGUGACUGGUCACGUGAUCACCGAGUCAACAUAUCAUGUGAUCCCAGUCUACCAAUCACUUAUAAAAUAAAGAUUACUAAUUUAAAGAUUUUAACCUUCCUUAAUUUAUUAAUAAUUAAGCUUAUUAAGAUCUAG